Messenger RNA from Sinocyclocheilus rhinocerous, 1398 nucleotides. Its product is annotated as ADP/ATP translocase 3-like. The record is from RefSeq and is a predicted model, not a curated record. Gene Ontology annotation, biological process: mitochondrial ADP transmembrane transport; mitochondrial ATP transmembrane transport; negative regulation of mitochondrial outer membrane permeabilization involved in apoptotic signaling pathway. Gene Ontology annotation, molecular function: ATP:ADP antiporter activity. Bases 1 to 867 code for a protein of 288 amino acids. The transcript is spliced from 5 exons. Lineage: Eukaryota; Metazoa; Chordata; Actinopteri; Cypriniformes; Cyprinidae. Gene Ontology annotation, cellular component: mitochondrial inner membrane.
AUGGGACUUCUUGGCCGGUGGGGUCGCAGCGGCUAUUUCCAAAACUGCAGUCGCGCCGAUAGAGUCAAACUGCUGCUGCAGGUACAACAUGCCAGCAAGCAGAUCAGUGCAGACAAACAGUACAAAGGUAUUAUUGACUGUGUUGUGAGGAUUCCUAAGGAACAAGGCUUUGCUUCCUUUUGGCGCGGCAACCUAGCCAACGUCAUUCGCUAUUUCCCCACACAAGCCCUCAACUUUGCCUUCAAGGACAAGUACAAACAGAUAUUCUUGGGUGGCGUUGAUAAGCACACACAGUUCUGGCGAUACUUCGCUGGCAACUUGGCCUCCGGUGGAGCUGCAGGAGCCACUUCCCUCUGCUUCGUCUACCCCCUAGAUUUCGCUCGUACCCGCUUGGCUGCAGAUGUCGGCAAAGCUGGCAGCAGCAGAGAGUUCAAUGGGCUGGCCGACUGCCUGGCCAAAAUCUUUAGGUCAGACGGCUUGCGGGGUCUGUAUCAGGGCUUCAACGUCUCUGUCCAGGGCAUCAUUAUUUACAGGGCCGCCUACUUCGGAGUCUAUGACACUGCUAAAGGCAUGCUUCCCGACCCUAAGAACACCCACAUUAUGGUCAGCUGGAUGAUUGCACAAACUGUGACAGCAGUGGCUGGCGUGGUGUCCUAUCCAUUUGACACUGUGCGGCGUCGCAUGAUGAUGCAGUCCGGGCGCAAAGGAGCGGAUAUUAUGUACACUGGAACCCUUGACUGCUGGAGAAAGAUCGCUCGUGAUGAGGGUGGAAAAGCUUUCUUCAAAGGGGCUCUGUCUAAUGUACUCAGAGGAAUGGGGGGCGCAUUUGUGCUCGUGCUUUAUGAUGAAUUCAAGAAGUUUGUUUAAAAAUAUGUGCUAAAAGAUAGUAGAAUAGCUUUUACCACACAGCUUUGUCAAGCUUUAACCAAACCCUCUCCACUCCACACAGAUGUGGUCUUGGUUAAAUUGUGUUAGAUGCCAAAAGCAAUUAAUAAUUUUCAUUAAUUUUGUUUGUUGCUAUGUUUUUAUGUUUUGAAAAUGCUCUGUCUUUUAAUGAUAAAUAACCUAUAUUUUAUUCAAAAGAAAGCAGUCAGAGAAAUAUUACAGAUAAAAUUCUAAAAUUGGUAAUAUAAGGGAAAGGUGUUGUAUAUUUAUGCUCAAAAUUAUUAAAAAAAAAAAAAAAUAUAUAUGAGUUUAUUGAUUUUAUCUAUAAUAUUGCUUCAUAAAUCUGAGCCAUAGCCAUCAAUACCAUGCAAUACCACAACACCUCCUCAAGAUGGCACAACGGCAUUUUGUCUUGCAUUCAUUCAGUACCAUGUUCUUGUAGUCGCUCAGCACAGUUUUUCUAGCCAAGGUCUGUGGUAACAAGGGUAUACAAUAUCACUCUCAAGAAAAAAA